AACAGAUUGCUAGUAUUAUUAUCUAGUGCACAAUUUUAUACAUUUGGUGUGAAGGCAUAAUAAAGGUUUCGAGUUAGUGAAUCGCCAGUAUCAAAUGAAUUGAAGUGAAGUGACAAAUGAAGAAGUAGGUGUGCUAGUUGUCAUGUACGAUAAAAAAUCAAUCAUACAAAUGAUGCACAAAAAUCUACGUUGGCAUGGAGUUCCAGCAGCACUGAAAAUACCUUCGAACUGGAGUCUUGUCUACAAUAACCGAUUCUAUCCGGAGUUAGUUUUGCAGGCAGCCCAGAAUGGAGAUUUGGAGGAAUUCAAGCGACUGAUUGAUGGCGACCCCAGACGGCUGAUGGUGAAGGAUACCAGCGGGCGUACGCCAGCACACUUGGCGGCUGCCAAAGACGAUGUCGCCAUUCUCAGUUUCAUUUAUGACCACGGAGGUGACUUGAACGAACAAGAUAGUUCCCUGAAUUCGCCGCUCCAUGAAGCCAUCGAAAAUGAUUCAUUGGACGCAAUAGAAUUUUUGUUAAAAAUGUAA
Molecule: messenger RNA, 529 nt
Organism: Malaya genurostris
Lineage: Eukaryota; Metazoa; Arthropoda; Insecta; Diptera; Culicidae
Product: transient receptor potential cation channel subfamily A member 1-like
Exons: 2
Coding region: 143-529 (128 amino acids)
Molecular function (GO): protein binding
Source: RefSeq, a predicted model, not a curated record